Molecule: messenger RNA, 1896 nt
Organism: Plasmodium relictum
Lineage: Eukaryota; Apicomplexa; Aconoidasida; Haemosporida; Plasmodiidae
Product: conserved Plasmodium protein, unknown function
Exons: 1
Coding region: 1-1896 (631 amino acids)
Source: RefSeq, a predicted model, not a curated record
AUGUGUAAUAAAAAGAAGUGUGAUAGAAAUAAUCUAAAUAAGGAAACAAAUAUGAAUGAUAUGAAUGAUUUAAAGAAUGAAAAAUAUAUAAGUUAUAUAAAUAAUAAAAAGGAAGUAAAUGAUGUGAAUAAUGAAAAAAAUGUGAUUGAAAAUAAUAAAGAAAAAAAUAUGAAUAAUAAGAAUAAUUUUAGCAAUGAAAAAGAUACAAAUGAUAUAAAUAAUUUAACAAGUACACAAACUACAAAUGAUUUGAAUAAUGAAAAAAUUUUAGUUGAUAAAAAAAAUAUAAAUAAUGAAAAUAAAGAACACACACUAAAAAAUGAAAAAUAUCUUGGUAAUAUUAAUAAUAAGGAUUUGCCUAUAAAUACAGAAUUGAAUGGUAGUAAUUUGAAAAGUAAUUUAAUUAAAUACACUAAUAAAUUUGUUGAAGAUAUAGGAUAUAACUCAAAUGAUUACAUAAAAAAAAAGAACGAAUACAUUGAAAAUACGUUUAACACUGAAGACAAUAAAAAAAUAAUAAUUAAAAAUAUUAAGCAAAUAAAUAGCAAAAACAAUGAUAAUUUUAACUAUUUAAAGGAUAUAUUAGAUCAAAAUUAUAAGGAAUGUAUUCAUUUCGAUGGUUCUGAAUAUAUAUAUAUUUAUGAUAUAUGUAUAAGAAAUGAAAAUAUAGAAAUUAAUAGUAUUAUCAAUAAUAAUAAAAAAGAGGAUAUUAUGAUAUUGAAUGUAUAUGAUAUUUAUUUGAAUUUUUUUAAUAAUAUUUCUGCGAAAAUAAACAAAAUUAGGAGUUUAUUUUCUAAUAUAAAAAUAAAAAAAAUUAAAAGUACAAUUUCAGAUAAUACUUUAAAUUUAUCAAAUGAAAUCACAAAUAUAUUAAAUAAUAAAAAGGUGAAGAUUAAUAAUUUUUUAAAAAAGGAAAAUGAAGCAAAUUAUUUGGACAGUAAUAGGAGCAAUAAAACGAAUAAAAAUAUAGGUACCUUACAUUCUUUGUUUAAUGAUAAGACAAAAAUGAGUUUUUUGAAUAAAACAAAAUUUUUAAAUAAACUAAAUUUUAUAUUUUUUAGCGUAUUCAAAAGUAAUAAAGAAUAUAAUGGCAUAAAAGAAAUAAAAAAUAAUUACAAUUUUGAAGAGAUAAAUUUAAAAGAAGUAAUAGAUAAUAUGAAAAAAAAUAUCAAUGGAAGAAUAUGCGAUGUAGAUACAAAUGAUAUAAAAAUAGUAAAAAAAGGAUACUUUUUUCUUUUUAUCAAAAAUAAUGAAUGGAAAAUUUUUUUUUGUGUUCUUUUUUAUUUAAAAAAUAAUGCUGUAUAUAAAAAUGAUAUUAUUUUUAAACAUUAUUGCAAAAUAUAUGAUAGAGAAUAUUUUCUUAAUUUACUGAAAUCGUCUGAUUUAAAUUCUAAUUAUUUUAUAGCUUUAUUUGAAGAUGUGAAUUUUGAUAAAAAUAAAAAAAGUAAUUUAGAAAUAUGUAAGCUUAUUAAAAAAAAUAACUAUGAAUUAAUAUUAGAAAUUUCAAAAAAUAGAAAAUCGGACAUUAUGCAUAGCUUUCAAAAUAUUUAUUUUGAUAAUCAUAGAAAAACAAAUAAUUAUUUGAAAAUUUUUGAUAUAAAUUAUAAUCCAUUUUAUUUAAUACCAUUUGAAUUUUUAAUAAAAGAUAAUGAUAAUAAUAAAAAUGUAAAUUCCUUAAGCCAAAUUAAUUUUAAUUAUAGUAUUUUAAAAGAAUGGAAUAAUUCUAUAUGUUUAAUAAAAGAAAAAAUAGAAAAUAGCAAUAAUAAUAUUUAUGCAAAGAAUGAAAAAAAUGAACAGUUUGAUUAUGUAAAUAAAAAGCUUAAUCAAUGGAUUAUGCUAUUUAAACAAGAAAGAAAUAUCAAAAAUAUAAAAAAGUUAGCUCAUAAAAAUGCAUAA